Molecule: messenger RNA, 1621 nt
Organism: Saprolegnia diclina VS20
Lineage: Eukaryota; Oomycota; Saprolegniomycetes; Saprolegniales; Saprolegniaceae
Exons: 4
Coding region: 533-1555 (340 amino acids)
Source: RefSeq, a predicted model, not a curated record
GCUCGAAUGAAUAUCACGGAGGACACGACGAAGGGCCGCAGCUCAAAUUUAACGACCCUCGACAAAAGCGCGCGAUGCUGCGUUCGGAUGUUGGCACUCGCAUUUCGCUGAUACGACAAUGACACCGUGACAAAGCCGCUGCGCAUCCGGCAGUACGACUAUGACGACUACGACGCCGACUCUCGGGCGUCACGAGGAGCCAUCGUCGCUACAGGUGUCGCAGCUGCGAGCUUUCGCAGCCAGGAGCGACGACGAGCCAAUCGAGCAAUGCGUUGGCCAUGACAGACUUCGAUUUGGGCGUGGCACCAGCUGCCGUGACGAGGCGGUUGAGUCAUCGCCCAACGCCAUCGAGAGGACCAAGUGACGUACGCGUGACAAGCAAUGCAGCAAGAUAAAGGACAAGUUGCCGUCGCUGUUACGGACACGGACGUGAUGUCAUUCUCAUUCGUCCAGUGCCUACGAGCGCGGUGCUGCAGCCGUGUCCGUACGACGGACGUCAACAUCUGUUGUGCCAUUCCGUCUUCGUACCGUGAUGGAGCAACCGCAAGACGACCGCGUCUCGGAGAAGGACGCGCUGUCGGCGUAUGCGCACCAGCUCCAGCGCCGCCUUGUGGUCUUGCGCGCGCGCCGAUCGAUGCUGCUCUCGUGGGCCGACGUUGCCCGCGCGCUCCAAGAAGAGAUGCUCGAGGCAGUUCGCGAUCACCGCUCUCUGCGCCAACAACUCGACGCCCACGCCCUCCUCGUGAGUGUCCUCAAGCGCUGGGUGUAUGCAACCGCGCCCGCACCGACACCGUCGCACCAACCGAGCUGGUCCGAAUCCUACUUGUUUAACGGACCCCAGAGCACCCGGCGCAUUGGUUACAAGUGGCUCGCCGACCAGCUCUACCAUUGCGUCGGCAAAGUUCUGAGCGACUCGAUAUCCCAACUGCCCUCGGCGCGCUACCAAGUGAGCUGCGAGAAAAGCCUAUUUCAAAUCCAAGGGGUGUGCACGCGUGUGCUCCAGUGCGACCUUGCGACCGCAUCGACUGCCUACUGGAUCGCCGAGCGGUCGUUUGCAUACUGCCAGCAGUCGCGAUCGUUCGUCCUCGACGACUGGAUACGAGAUGAGAAUGAUAUUGUCUACACCCGCGAGGACGUUGGACGCGACCACCAAGCGAUUUUGGGCCACAGCGUCUACGGCCGAUACCACGAACUACACCAGUCGGUCAUUGUCGUGCGCGCCCUUUUGCAUGACGAAAUGUACCCGCUGGAGCCUGACGAAUGGAGCGUCGACAGCAAACAAUGGAAUGUGCUCGAGCCGAUGGAGGGCGGCACUCGCGUCCGAAGCGUCUAUGUGAUGGGCCACCCCGCGACCGCCCGCGGCUUUGUGCGACUCCAAGACUUUGUGAAAUGGACCAACCUCCCAGCGUGCGAGAAGGCCGUGCUCGUCCAGCGGCUACAACACCGCUUCUUUACGCGGCAAAGCCACCUGCGAGCGAUCUUUGACGCGCAUUUGCAGAUCGUUUUGGACGCGGUGCACGCGCGCAACCGCCUCGAGCAGCAACUGCAGAGCUAAUUAACAGCGGUGGCAUGUGCGGAUUAUGCGAAUGUCAAUUGUGACGCAUCGCCGUCGUGUUGUGUG